This is a messenger RNA of Hypoxylon fragiforme, 1614 nucleotides long. RefSeq lists its product as uncharacterized. The transcript is spliced from 2 exons. NCBI's taxonomy places the organism in Eukaryota, Fungi, Ascomycota, Sordariomycetes, Xylariales, Hypoxylaceae. Bases 585 to 1157 code for a protein of 190 amino acids. The record is from RefSeq and is a predicted model, not a curated record.
GUUGGAGCCUGCUAGCUAUUGUGUCCAGUUAAAAUGCUGUGCCUGUCCAAAGUCCCUGUCAGCUCCACUACGCGUGAGCGACAGCUACCAGACCCUUGCUAAUAAGAUUCCUUGUCAGCCAAUCACUUUGGCUUGUUCCUAAUGAUGAGCUCCACCGUCACUUGAUCUCUCUUAUCCUCUUCAACUCAAGACUUCCCCCCCUUCUUUUCUCUCUCUCCACGAUCUUCAUCGUCGUUGCUGUCGUUGUAGUUGUUGCUGCUUUGUCGGUUCAGAGAGUCCAUUCAUUCGGCUUUCUAGCCACAAACCUCCUCUUCGCUCAUUUGUUGGAUUCAACUUCACUCUUUUUAGUUGCUUCCGUCCUAUCUUUUCUUCCUUGAGUUCUCCAGAAACCAGAGACUCUCACUCCCUUACGUAGGUUCAUCAGGUUCAUCAGGUUCAUCGAUGUCUCGAAGCUAUUUAGAUAUUUAGAUAUGGUCGAGCCAUUCAUUGAUAUUCUUCUCUACUGAGCCGACGAAUCCCUUGACUCCCCCACAACAUCUAUCAACGACUAUCUCUAUACUUUCAGAUCAGCAUCUUUCGUCAAUAUGUCUUCUUUCAGCAAUAUUAUUGCCAGGGGCAACACCAUCCUCUACGGAAGGGACACGACAUUAGGGGUUGAAGAGUCGGAUACCGCCGUCGACCUCAUGAUCGCUUUUCUUGGCGUCUCGUUUUUCGCUCUCGUCAUGGUUGCUCUGUUGCUUGUGCUUCGAAGGGCAAAGCGCGAACGCCAAAUGCAGAACGAGACUCUACCGCAUUAUAACGAUAUCAAGCACGACGGUAACCACACCCGUCACCUUACCAUUCAAACCGCAGACGGCCGAUCCAGUAUUUUAGUGCUAAAUGGGCGCCCGAUGUUGGCUGAUCCCAACUCGCCACCUCACUCCCCCAACAACGUCCCCGAGAUUCAUAUUACCUUUCCCGACGAACAGGACGAGAACGGCCGCAGCAAGAAGGGGAGCGUUGUUGUCGUACGCGUUGGCGAGACCUCUGUCGGUCUAGAGCCUGUGAAGGACGAACAGCUCCCCGCAUAUGAAAAGGAGAGCAGCACCGGCUUCUAUUCCAUCGACAUGGAUCAAAUCGGUGGACUGAAGGAGAAGGAUCGAUCCCAGUUUUCCUAAGCUGCUCGUGGCAUGAUCUUCCCGCUAGAUCCUUGCGAAGAUCAAAAACACCACUCAACCACUACUAGCCCUUUUAUUAGCACGUGUUGGAGGAGUUGGACGAUAUACAUAAACAUGCAUGAAUAAUGGUGUACCUAUACAAGGCGAAUGUUUUUCUACGUCAUACUCCCAUUCGCCUCGGGGACGAGGCGCGGAAGUUUCAAGGACGGGCCGCAAUGGAGAGAAGGCUUGGAUGGUCGUUUCGUGACUAUUUGAAGCUCAGGGUACACAUAGGUUCUGUAUAUAACGAUACCCCUUGUUUUUUUGCUCACCCGUUCUUGAGGCCAAUGGGCGAUCAGCCUUUUUCCCACGAAGGGACAAAAAUCGAGGUCCCGGUCGCGGUAUAUAUUCUCACAGUGUAUAGCUAAAAUUAAUUCAUUGUACAGGCCGACAAUACCUAUCUUCAAUUACUACUCUA